Messenger RNA from Protopolystoma xenopodis, 819 nucleotides. Lineage: Eukaryota; Metazoa; Platyhelminthes; Monogenea; Polystomatidea; Polystomatidae. The record is from the annotation of a GenBank genome assembly.
AUGUUUACCGUAUUUAGUGUUAGCGUCGCUCUGGUCCGCUCACCGCCAUCUCCAGUUGCGAGCCUAUUGAGUCGGCUUGAUCCAGGGGCGAUUGGUCAGCAGAUCGCGGCACUAUCGCCCUUUUUUCUACAACCCAAUUCCACGCGAUCAGGCUCUCGGUCCUUCUCUAGCGACUCCCACUCUUCCACCUUUGCUUCAAAAUGUGCCAAUGGCACCACAGGCCUGGCCAGCAUUAAUGGCCAUGGAGGAGGCUCCGCUACAGCCGAGAGAGCUUCACAAAAUGGCUCAACUAUGGCCCCCGAUCAUAGUAUUCGAAAACCGAACGAUGUGGGUGGCAUGUCCGGACUGGUAGAUUUUGUCCAACGAAUUACUCAUUGUACGCCUUUGGCAGUUAAUGGAGCCGAUCAUUCAUUAGCCUCCAAAAAUGCCAAUUUAUCUUUAUCAGCUAUCGUUUCACCCUCAAGUGACCCAGAACCAAAUUCUGUCUCCACUGCUACUACGCCCGUUACGUCCACCAAUAACAAAAGCGAAAUAGACUUGGAUGUUUCGAAAGCGAAUAAGCGAAAAGCUGACUGCACCAUGCUGGCGGCAACAGUCCUACGUGCUCGGGCCUUGCUUCAAAGUGAAUCAGCAUGUCAAGCACUCGGGAGGACCUCCCUGCAGCUCCAUCUUAUUGACCAUGAAACCGGACAAACAUUGGGCGAAGAAGCUUAUCUAGAUGCCAAGACAGGUGAUUCCCAGGCCCUUCAUGGUCUUUAUUUUGCUCGUAGAAAGGAUUGUCUUAAGCUUCCUAUAGCACUGCCAAUUAUGUUUUCGUAG